UUCUCGACGCCACGGCAGCUAUAAAUGCCUUCGCAACCUAUAGUGAUACGCUGAUUAGACAGGGUGCUGUUCCAGGGGGCGAUCACUCAAUGGCCUUUUCAGGGUACGACCUGUGGACGACUGACGGCGGCUCAAGAAACCUUGGUCUCGCCUAUGUUGAUGCUCUGUGUGGAUCGUUUUCUGUUUCCGUUAAUGAGAAUCAGUUCGUCGGCUGGGAAAGCAAAAUUGCAGGACAUGAGCUUGGACAUAGCAUUGGAGCUCUCCACGAUAGCGAAGAGGGCUGCAUGGAUACAGAUUUCUUUGUUAUGGCUGCAUUUGUUGUCAUGCCAAAUCAGAUACCUGAUUCGUUGCUGGAUAACCUGUUUCGACUUUCACCAUGCAGUAUUACCAAGUUCAGAAGCACACUUUUGUCUGCUCCAUGUACUCUUCAAGAUUCCAACAUCCCCUCAACAGACCGUGGACCAUCUGGUCAGCUCUUUGACGCUGAUGCACAGUGUCGCGUGUUUUUGGGUCCAAAUUCAAGGUUUUGCAGGGAGGAAACAUCUCAACGGGAGAAUUGUUUUGCCAGCAUGUGUUCCUCUCUCCUGUGUAUUAAUCCUGGUUCACCAUCACAGUGUCGGGAGUUCUUUCCUUUAGCGAGAACUUCAUGUGGAAGUGGAAAGUGGUGUGAAGCUGGACGAUGUGUAGCAAACACGGAGGCUCCGACAACUGUUGAGGGAUGUCCUCAAGGUGAUGACCCAAUAGUUCCUUGUCAAGCCGCUUUUUGUCCGGGCUUCACCCCCAUUGUAAGAGGUGUCCUGUGUUGCCAGACCUGUAAUGAACCAUAUAUAUGCCCCUUUACAACACCUACCACUACUACAACUACAACUACCACUACCACAACCCCUUCCACUACUACUACAACCCCCACCACUACCACAACCCCUUCCACUACUACAAGUUCCACCACUACCACCCCUAUCACCACAACAACUACAUCUACAACAAUCUCUACCACCACCACAACUACCACAACCUCUACUACAACAACCACACAUUCACCUCGUUCUACGACUAUUACAAUUCCCAACAUACCAAACAGAUUGUCCAAAUGUAAGCGGCCAUCUGGACCAUGAUUACUGUAAAUGAUCAUACAAGUAAUCAACUACCGAACAAAGUGGAAUUUGCUUAUUAUGCCAAGAAAAAAUGUUUGUCCAAAUAAAGUGUCCUAAUGUGUAAUGUAAUAUGGACAUACAAUAAAAAUUA
This is a messenger RNA of Haliotis rufescens (red abalone), 1245 nucleotides long. Its product is annotated as integumentary mucin C.1-like. Lineage: Eukaryota; Metazoa; Mollusca; Gastropoda; Lepetellida; Haliotidae. The transcript has 8 exons. Gene Ontology annotation, molecular function: metalloendopeptidase activity. Gene Ontology annotation, biological process: proteolysis. The record is from RefSeq and is a predicted model, not a curated record. Bases 90 to 1115 code for a protein of 341 amino acids.